AUGGCGUCCAGCGAGGAAGAAGGAGGCGGUAACGGAGCAGUGGAGGAGAAGGAGAAUGGCAAGAGGAGGAGGCUGGGCGCCCUGGCCACGGCCUGGCUCAUCUUUUACAACGUCGCCAUGACCGCGGGGUGGCUGGUGUUAGGUAUUGCCAUGGUGCGGUUUUAUGUACAGAAAGGAACACAUAGAGGCUUAUUCAGAAGCGUUCAAAGGACGCUUAAAUUUUUCCAGACUUUUGCUUUGCUUGAGGUAGUCCACUGUGCAGUUGGAAUAGUUCGCACAUCUGUGCUUGUGACUGGGGUCCAAGUGAGUUCAAGAAUCUUCAUGGUGUGGUUCAUUGCACAUAGCAUUAAACAGAUCCAGAAUGAGGAGAGCGUUGUUCUUUUUCUGGUUGUAUGGACUGUGACAGAGAUCACUCGAUAUUCCUUCUACACAUUCAACCUGCUCAACCAUUUGCCGUACUUCAUUAAAUGGGCCAGGUACAACUUUUUUAUCAUUCUUUAUCCUGCUGGAGUCGCAGGUGAACUGCUAACCAUAUAUGCUGCUUUACCCUACGUGAAGAAAACAGGAAUGUUUUCACUGAGACUUCCCAACAAAUACAAUGUCUCCUUUGACUACUAUUAUUUUCUCAUUAUUGUCAUGUUCUCCUACGUGCCGUUGUUUCCACAACUCUACUUCCACAUGCUGCGACAGAGAAGAAGGGUGCUUCAUGGAGAGGUGGUUGUGGAAAAGGACGACUGAGUCAAACUAUGUAAUGGUGCUUCUA
Indicator indicator is the source of this 763-nucleotide messenger RNA. It is a transcript of the gene HACD1, whose product is annotated as 3-hydroxyacyl-CoA dehydratase 1. Lineage: Eukaryota; Metazoa; Chordata; Aves; Piciformes; Indicatoridae. The transcript has 7 exons. The record is from RefSeq and is a predicted model, not a curated record. Gene Ontology annotation, molecular function: phosphatase activity; 3-hydroxyacyl-CoA dehydratase activity. Gene Ontology annotation, cellular component: endoplasmic reticulum membrane. Gene Ontology annotation, biological process: dephosphorylation; fatty acid elongation; very long-chain fatty acid biosynthetic process. The coding region runs from base 1 to 738 and encodes 245 amino acids.